CUCAUGCUCGUGCCCGCCACCCCUCCCCCUGCAGCGACAGUCUACAAACCCGGCUGCGCGCCCCCGUGAAGCAGAGCAUUGUAUGAACCAGAGGCUGUUGAAACGCUGACCGACUCUCCUCCGCGAAAAACACCGAUUAACCCCGCUGCAAGCCGCAAAAACUGCAGGGAUGGCAGCCAUCCGUAAGAAGCUAGUGAUCGUUGGAGAUGGAGCUUGUGGGAAAACCUGCCUCCUGAUCGUCUUCAGCAAAGACCAGUUCCCAGAGGUGUACGUGCCCACUGUGUUUGAGAACUACGUGGCUGACAUUGAGGUGGAUGGCAAGCAGGUGGAGCUGGCUCUGUGGGAUACAGCUGGUCAGGAGGACUACGACAGACUGAGACCCCUCUCUUAUCCAGACACAGACGUCAUUCUCAUGUGCUUCUCCAUCGACAGCCCCGACAGCUUGGAGAACAUUCCAGAAAAGUGGACCCCAGAGGUCAAACACUUUUGCCCCAACGUUCCCAUCAUCCUGGUUGGAAACAAGAAAGACCUGCGCAACGAUGACCACACACGCCGGGAGCUGGCCAAGAUGAAGCAGGAGCCAGUCAAGUCCGAGGAGGGCAGAGAGAUGGCUGGCAGAAUCUCUGCGUUCGGUUACAUGGAGUGCUCCGCCAAAACCAAGGAUGGCGUGCGGGAAGUCUUUGAAAUGGCCACCAGAGCGGCGCUCCAGGCCCGCCGCGGAAAGAAGAGCAAUAAAUGUGUACUGCUGUAAUAUGGCAGAUAUUCCUUGGACUGUUUUUACCCCGGGCCACGACUACUGUGCCCAGGAUGAGGGCUUGGGUGGGGCGGGAAUACUAGACAGGAGCGGGAGGGAGCGGGAGGAGACUGCAGCAGAAUGACGACCGCGGGAAAACGGACUGAUUUUUACAUUGUGACUUGGGAUGGGGAAGCUCCGGCGCUGGGACGUGGGCGGGCCAGAAGGAAGCACAGGACAUGACUACCGCUGUAAACUAUCAAGCUCCUAACAGGUCCACCGUGGACGGCGGGAAAUCAAACCAGCUUCCCGCCCGAAACGGCCAUUUCUUAACCAAGACAAAUAUCUCCCUCGCAUCUGGGGGGGCUUUUGCAAACAGCCAGUGAAGGUGUAGCUGGUGGCGUGGUCGGGAGGCGAAUGAGCGGCAGCAAAAACAAAGAGGCCGGGAGGGGGGGAGCUGACACUUCCUUGUUGAAGUGGUCACAUGAUCAGUCCACAGAGCUCAGUGGCUUCAAGAAAUGCUCUGUAUUGAAACCACUUGGAAUUGCAGACUCCUCAAGCCCUAAUGUAUUAUUCUAACUAAUCCCAUCGCCCGGUUUCUGCUUGAAGAAUUGAAUGUCCCUGCUCGAGUGCUGGAGAAGCCUUAGUGCAGCUGGCUUCUCAUUUAAACAGGUUAAUUAAAAAUAGCUGUGGAGGGGAAAAAAAAAGUAACUUCCUGCUCUGCGUGGCUCCAUUUCUGUCCUACAUAGCCGACUGCCUGCGCUCGUCGUCCUCUAGUUCCACCAGGUCAAAGAACACCAAGAGUUCUGUGCUCACAGGCGCAUCACUGACGUCCAUAUUUGGUAGAAAUAUCCUUUGGGUCUCCAGAGAGGUGCUUAUUAGCUCCAUCUUUGCGGAUCAGAACCAGAGGCCCAUGCCUCACUUGGAGAUUGUCAUCUUAUAUUGGAUUUAAGCUAAUGAAAGCAACAUUCCUCAGCCCAAUCUGAAUGCUGUUUUUCUAGAGACCCCAGUUUUUGCUUUCUCCCCUUGUUGUCAUAAUCAUGUCCUUCAGUAUUUAUAAGUGAAAUUGGAGGUGAGAGACGAGGCGGCUGCUCAUGUGUCCGAGAAUCCCUUUGUUGCUUUGAUUUCCUGGUGCGGACAAUCGCUGCCCGGCGCUGUAGCGAGGCAGUGAGGAGAAAGGCUGGCCUCUCGACCACCUUCACUGACUUUCUGUAACACAAACUCGGCUGAGACUAAACGGAAGAAGAAGAAAAAAAAAUGCCUCAUGUAAAAAUCAUUUUUAUUUCUUGUUUUAUUGUUUUUAGAAUCUUAAGUUUGGAAGGGGCGACUAUAAAAAAAAGGAAAACCAAGCUGUACGCAAAGUCUGUAAAUAUGAAUUGUGGGUUUGUUCAUACUAGACUACACACAUACACAACACACACACGCACAUGACUGGAAGUUGUAUUUGUAAACUUGCUUUGGUUUGUGUAAUAAAUUACUUUCUAUAACA
Messenger RNA from Synchiropus splendidus (mandarinfish), 2222 nucleotides. RefSeq names its product ras homolog gene family, member Ab (gene rhoab). Bases 170 to 751 code for a protein of 193 amino acids. Gene Ontology annotation, biological process: stress fiber assembly; cell migration; small GTPase-mediated signal transduction. The transcript has 5 exons. Gene Ontology annotation, molecular function: GTP binding; GTPase activity. Lineage: Eukaryota; Metazoa; Chordata; Actinopteri; Syngnathiformes; Callionymidae. The record is from RefSeq and is a predicted model, not a curated record. Gene Ontology annotation, cellular component: dendritic spine; cleavage furrow.